Messenger RNA from Linum trigynum, 435 nucleotides. The record is from the annotation of a GenBank genome assembly. NCBI's taxonomy places the organism in Eukaryota, Viridiplantae, Streptophyta, Magnoliopsida, Malpighiales, Linaceae.
AUGGAAAGGCUGAAGAUUCCAUAUUCCAAAUCAUAUGCCGAGUUUGGAACCAACCUGGAUCCCCAGUUCGCCCGCUCUCUAAGAAUAGUUGGUAUGAUCCAGAAACCGGCUCCUCAUUGUUCGGCGAUUAGAGGGUUUUCCAAGCUAUUCAAGGGUUCUGGCGAUGAGGGCGCUCUCUUCAUCUUCUUGAAGCACAAUGUGAUCGACGAAUACGAUGAAGAAUCCGAUGUUGCCGAGAGGCUUCGGAUUAGGGGAAGUGUUAGUAAUCUUGUUUGUAUCACGGGGUGGUCUUUGGUGUUGCAAACGGUGUCGCUUUUCCAUUUCUACAAAUAUGGAGUUUUAGGGGAAGCAUUUGCUACCCGACACAAACAGCGAAUCACAGAGGCUAUUCUUAAAUACAUUGCGUCUUUUUCUCCUUCCUCCCAAGAAAAGUAA